GACCUCGUCAGAGAAGUCUGGCAUGAUUUCAAGUCAAGGCAGAAGAACCGCUCGCAAUGUCACUCUCAACUUGAAGAAGAACAACUGGUGGCGAUCGUUAGGCUCUGGGAUAGCGACAGACUCAAAUUCAGAGCGAAAACACGGUCCUGCUCUCAUCGGACGUGCGUCUGAGAGGAAUUCUACACAUCAAGGUCAUCCAGGUAAAGCUCGGGCAGGCGGAUCGUCGAACUUGUGGUCCCGCGUUCAGCUGGACAAACAUCAAGGAAAUGGCGAGGGACUGCAGAAGAAGCGCCUACUCCAACCUUAUGAUUUGUCAAUACAACUCAAGCGCCUGUGCAGCGAGGGAGACCUGGCUGGUGCCAUUGAGCGUUUAAAGACAACUCCUCGGGAUGCGCAGAACAUAGCCGUGUGGAAUACAAUGAUCUCAGAGUGCCUGAGCGCUGAGCGGUACCAGCUAUCCUACGACUUGUUCGUUGAUAUGAAGCGUAGAGGGUUUUCACCAAACAGCAUCACUUUCUCCACGAUGCUCAGCGGCAUUUCCUUCAUCAAAGACUGGCCGAAAUACAGCAAGCAAUUGCAGAACGCGCAUUCUCUUUACGAGUCCUACCUAAAACACAUCGAAUCGGUCAAAUUUCACGAACCUGAAAACUCGAAGGAGUUGUCCUUGCAGCCUCUUGUCGCAUACAUCCAGAUUCUCGGUGACGCAGGAGACUAUGAUAAAAUCUUUGACGUUUACUUCGCCAUUGACCAGGAAGGACCUCUCGCACCUGACAGGUUCAUCUUCACUGCGAUGUUCAAAGCAAUAUCCACGCGUCAGAAGCGCUCGGUCACUGGCGGAGAGACUUCUACUCGUAACGAUGCUGCGUCGGAUGCGAAGCACGUUUGGAUACAGAUGGAGAAAGUCAUGCAGAGGAAUCCUGACUUCUUCUUGGAUCCUGGGCUCAUUGCAGCAGGCAUUCGCGCUCUUACGCGGGGAAGCCCGAAUGAUCAAAGUUUUGCAUUCACCAUUAUCCAUAAUCAGUUGGGUCUUUCGAAGCCAGGGGAAGAAGUGCCUCGGAGGUUGUCAAACAAUCUUAACGCAUGGACAUUAGACGCUACCCUCCAGCUUUGCAACUCCAUGCAAAAACACAGACUCACCGUCCAUUUCACGCGUCAGGUCAUGGAAAAGAUCAAUUGGGACAAAGUAUGGAUGCGUUACCUCAUCGACUCUAGCCACAUACACAAACUCCUCAGAGCGUAUGCCGGACUGGCCUCUCUCGGAUCGCUCAAUGAGUCAAACGAAGCUCUUGAAGCAUUGGAGUGGAGUGUACGGAACGACGUAAUUUAUCAUCUCCCCAAGUUGACGCCGACGCCGCAAUCAUACCACCUCGCCCUCAUGACAUGCUGUCGCAGUGCAGACUGGCCAACUGCCGUCCGCGUGUAUGAGCUCAUGACAGGCGUCGAAGCCAGUCAAUUCGAGUCGGGCGGAAGUCGUUCUCCGACGGUGAAGAAGAGGUCCAAAGGAAAGAACCUGCCGACGGAUGUCGAGACCAUGUCGUUCCUUUUGCGCACUGCCCUUGCUGCCAACAACCUCACUCAUAUUCAACAUGCGAUGUGGCUAGCUGACUUUGCGCGCGUCGACGCGCUCCUCGGUGAUCAAAAAACGGCCGCCUUCUACCGAUCUAAACUUGCCUCUACCUUGAUGGAGGCGAUCAAGCGCCUCCAACAGGCGGGGGGGCUCACUCAGGAGCAAGAGAAGACCUGGAGCUCGUACAGAUCAUUGGCACGGGAGGUUCUAAAGAGCACGAGAGGUAGCCCGACACCUGGAGUUGAGGAGGAGAGGUUAGGAAACAUACGGACACUAGUUGACAUGGACAACUAUGUAGCCUUCGAGAUGGCAUCACGUAGUACCAAAUCGCGUACAUAAUGGAGGUGAAUGGAGGGCACUCCAUU
Suillus clintonianus is the source of this 1932-nucleotide messenger RNA. RefSeq lists its product as uncharacterized. The record is from RefSeq and is a predicted model, not a curated record. Gene Ontology annotation, molecular function: protein binding. Bases 23 to 1906 code for a protein of 627 amino acids. The transcript is spliced from 2 exons. NCBI's taxonomy places the organism in Eukaryota, Fungi, Basidiomycota, Agaricomycetes, Boletales, Suillaceae.